Molecule: messenger RNA, 1032 nt
Organism: Trypanosoma theileri
Lineage: Eukaryota; Euglenozoa; Kinetoplastea; Trypanosomatida; Trypanosomatidae
Exons: 1
Coding region: 1-1032 (343 amino acids)
Molecular function (GO): ubiquitin protein ligase activity
Source: RefSeq, a predicted model, not a curated record
AUGAGAGGUAGCAACAGCUCCAAGAGAGCACGCAGUGAGUCCAUGGAACGUAGUUCCAGCAGCAGUGAAAACAAGAAUAAUAACAACAACAACGAGAACAGCAGCAGCAGCAACAACAACAACGACAAUGAAAACAGCGCACGUCAUGUGAAUGCCGGCCGCACAAACAAUAUGAAUUCGAAUAAUAAUAAUAUGAGCAGCACCCCAACGCCGGUGACGCAGCCCAGUUCGGCGACGGACACUCCCCCGCGGGAUUUGGCCCUGGAGGAGCAGAUGGAAAGACUGGAGGUGGAUGAGGACUUCAAGGCAUCACUCCGCAGUAUGUCGCCUAAUUCGAGAAGAGAGGUACUGGAAGAUGUAAUACGCGCACAGCAGAACGAACGUUUUCAUCGCUCGUUUGGCGUUGCUGCUCGAUUGGGUUCUUUCCCUUUAGACGCUGCGCUUGGCGGUUUGCUAAACUUGAUGGCGAUGAAUGUUGCGGAUGACAGCAGUGAUGGAGAGACUGGAGUCUCCUUACUGCCGGAUCAACUGCCGUCGCCCCCACAAACACGACAACAACAACAACAACAACAACAACAACAACAGAGUGGAGCUGGUGGUUUACAUAAUGACGCUCUCCCUGAUCCAUCGCCGUUUGGUAUUCCACUGAUUGGAUUUAUGCGAGCCUCCCGCAUGCUGCGCGAGAACACAGAUUUCGUUCGAGUGAUGGAGGAAAUUAUUGCCAGACGCAAUCUUGGCAUCACGGAGGAUGUGGAUGAGAUGUCCUACGAGGAGCUGCUGGAGCUGCAGGAGCGUAUUGGGUAUGCGAGCAAAGGAAUCACAAAAGAACAGAUGCGGGAGUGUUUGGCUGAUGUCGCGCGGCCAAGUGAUGGGACAUGUGUGGUUUGUCAAGGCGAAUGGCAGGAAGGCGAUGCUGCUGCUGAAUCAGCGGUGGAACUGAAGAAAUGCCAUCAUGUAUUUCACCGUGCUUGUAUUGAACAGUGGCUUGGAUCUAACAAGACGUGCCCUGUGUGUAAACAGGAAGUAUUGUAG